CUAUCCUGCGCGCUUCAACUUGUAUCUUGCAUGACUGCUGUUUCUUCCAUUAACCACACCUCAUCCUGCCCUUGCUGACACCCCAAUAUCCUUCAUCUCUCCCGCAUUCCUCCUGUUUGACGCGAGACUGUCCUCCUCUCAUUCUUCUCGCCUCCGUCAUUGCUUUGUUGCCUGAUCUGCAACCACUGACAAAGCCUGAUCCCAACCCGAUCACUUUACCACGUUUCGUCACUACACUCGUCUUUUGUCCACCCCCCAUCGACCGCAGACUUUUCAGAACUUAUCGUGCAGUCGCUCCAUGACACCGUCACGGUAGAACAUUGAGCCAAUCUUGGGUGCUUUUGGGUUGUGCAACUUGGACAACAACGGUAGUUAAGUUCUCCUGUGCACAGGGCUAUGAAAGAUGGUGGAGAACGAACACGGAACUCCCACAUGGAAGUUCACGCAAUGUUUUGGCGAUAAAGGGGAUGUCGAAGACAUCACAGAGGCGGACAUCAUCUCCACGGUUGAAUUCGACCACACAGGAAACUAUCUAGCAACCGGCGACAAAGGAGGUCGUGUGGUGUUAUUUGAACGCAACGAGACUAAAAAGACCUGCGAGUAUAAAUUCCACACGGAAUUUCAGUCCCAUGAACCCGAGUUCGAUUACCUCAAAUCCCUCGAAAUAGAAGAAAAGAUCAACAAAAUCAAAUGGUGCAAACGCCAGAAUGCCUCCCACUAUCUCCUCUCUACCAACGACAAAACCAUCAAAUUGUGGAAGGUUUUCGAAAAGUCACUGAAGGUGGUGGCAGAAAAUAAUCUGUCCACAGACUUGACACCGGGCGGAGUGGGAGGAGGUGGUGCCCCUCGUCCCAUUCAUGCCCGCUUCAAGGAUGCCUCGCAGUUGAAGCUCCCUCGAUUGACGCAUCACGACACGGUCGUAGCAGCGGUUCCUCGACGAACCUACGCCAAUGCCCAUGCAUAUCAUAUCAACAGCAUCUCCGUUAACAGCGAUGGAGAGACUUUCAUCAGCAGUGAUGAUCUACGUAUUAACCUGUGGAAUCUCAAUAUCCAAGACCAGAGUUUCAACAUUGUUGACAUCAAACCUGCCAACAUGGAGGAACUCACGGAAGUCAUCACGGCUGCAGAGUUCCAUCCUAUAAGUUGCAAUUGGUUUAUGUACGCCAGUUCCAAAGGCACCAUCAAACUGGCCGAUAUGCGUGAGAGCGCACUUUGCGAUCAGCAUGCCAAACAAUUCGAGCAAGAAGAAGACCCUUCGUCGCGAUCCUUUUUCUCUGAAAUCAUCUCCUCCAUUUCCGACGUCCGCUUUUCACACGAUGGCAGAUACAUCCUUUCAAGAGACUAUUUGACUGUCAAGAUCUGGGACGUGAACAUGGAAAGACAGCCCGUCAAGACGAUACCGAUUCACGAACAUCUGCGCCCUCGCUUAUGUGACACGUAUGAAAAUGACAGCAUCUUCGACAAGUUUGAAGUCGUCUUCAGUGGAGACGGAAGCAAUGUAAUGACCGGAAGCUACAACAACAAUUUCAUGAUAUACCCAUCGGAUCCCGAGCAAGAGACGGAGGUGGUCUUGCAAGCCGACAAAUCGGCCUUCAAGGCUAAGAAAGUUGGAGUGCCGACCCCUAUCAACUCAGUUGCUAAUGGCGGCAAGAAAGGAAGUUCAAGAGCUGGAAGUCCCGCAGCCGGCACAGGCAGCAGGAUGAGGAAAGAGACUGAUGCAGACCAAAUUGACUUCAACAAGAAGAUACUUCACAUGAGCUGGCAUCCUUUCGAGGACAGCAUUGCCAUUGCUGCAACAAAUAAUCUUUUCGUCUUCUCUGCCCUCUAGACCCGGUCACUGGCAUGUGAUGAACCUGCAUUCAAAGCUCCUCUUCCUCUUGUCCGGAACAGCUGCCGGCGCUCAGAACGCUGCUGCUUUCGCUUUCGCUGGAGGUUGCCUUGAUUUGUGCCCAGGCAGAAACCAGGCUGCCCAAGCCUGCCGCAGCCUGUCCGGAGUAGGUUGGAUGAUGGGAGACAUGCUACUGCCUGGGCUUGUCGACCUGAGACGUCUCCACGCGGAUGCGAUGGGUGGAAUUGAAUUUGCUCGGUCUCACCGAUGCGAGCAGGUCCUUUUCCUGUACCUCCUGUACCCCUAGGGGGCAGAUUGCUACGAAUGGCUACUUCUUGGAUUUUGCGAUCGAAUUCUUGCAUUGCUGGAGAUGAGCUUAGAUGAGUCGGUAUCUGGGAAAGGGUUGAGACUAUCCUACUUCCAGCAUAUGAAUGGUCGUGGUCGAUGACUUUCAACUUGGGACUUUGUUUCAUGCUGUAAUGGAGCUGGGAACGGCAGCGAAUGAUGUGUGGGCGACAGGCAAGAGUGACCAGGCGCAAGCUAUCGGAUCGAGAGGAGUGCAAAAGCAGGUCAGAAGGGACAGACUAGGCCGAGAAGCAAGUAGACGAGAAAUGAAAUGCGUAAAAACUUGA
Messenger RNA from Exophiala xenobiotica, 2460 nucleotides. RefSeq lists its product as uncharacterized. Gene Ontology annotation, molecular function: protein binding; protein phosphatase regulator activity. Gene Ontology annotation, biological process: peptidyl-serine dephosphorylation. The transcript has 4 exons. The record is from RefSeq and is a predicted model, not a curated record. Gene Ontology annotation, cellular component: protein phosphatase type 2A complex; cytosol. Lineage: Eukaryota; Fungi; Ascomycota; Eurotiomycetes; Chaetothyriales; Herpotrichiellaceae. The coding region runs from base 404 to 1828 and encodes 474 amino acids.